Messenger RNA from Symbiodinium sp. CCMP2592, 843 nucleotides. Lineage: Eukaryota; Dinophyceae; Suessiales; Symbiodiniaceae. The record is from the annotation of a GenBank genome assembly.
AUGAGAACCGCGGCGCCAGCUGAGGAAGAAGGGACGGAAGUUCGCGGCAGGGCUCCCGAACUGGGAAGAGCCGGUGACGUGACCCUGGUUUUGAAGAACAUCUCGAAAAAGAUGUCCCGCGACCAGGUUCUGAUGCUCUGUCAGGAUUUUAAGCACGACAUCGAUUACUGCCACAUGCCCAUGGAUACCAAAAGGCAGAAUGCUGGCUAUGUGUUCAUGAACUUCCGCACAUGCACAGCUGCAGAUGCCUUCAAAGACAAGUACAACGGCUCUUGCGCACGCAAAUGGUUCCCAAAGCGGGAUGCUUGGAGGAUGAGCGACAAAGGCCCGUCGUUGGUUGUCAUUCCUGCGAGCAUCCAGGGCCUGAAGGCGAACUUGCAGCAUGCUGAGCGCAAGAAGCUCCGACGUUCCAGCCUCGAAGGUUUUCUGCCAGUCAGCAGCAUCUCCUUGAUGGAUGCUCUCGGAGAAGCGAUCGAUGCCUUGAAGGAUUUGUCCAUCAAGCUCAAGUCAUGGCAAGUUUGCGAUUUGAGCAAUGAAGAGCAACACUCGGCAUCGACAGACGGUUCUGUCUCGCGGUAUGCCUUGAGCCAGUGUGCCACUGAUGCGAAGCAGCUGAAGGAGGAUCCUCACCGGGAAAAGGAGAAGGUCCUGGCUCAGCUGCGAUCCCUUCACCAAAGGGAUGACAUCAGUGAGCCUCCGUGCCAUCGUGAAGAUGAAGAGCGGCAGCCGAACCUCGCUUCUGGGUCUGGCCUGACUCUCUUGGAGAACCGCGACGGCGGCCAGAUCAAGCGGCGAAAGAAAGGCCGCAAUGGUUCUCACAAGAAGGGCCAGACCCAGAAGUGA